UGAGUUUCCAAACCGCUGGGUUAAGGGGAAAAAUGCGAAGGAGUAAAAAUAAACAUAAAUGUGGCUUGAGAGUAAAAAUGUAGCAGAGUUGUACGCUUCGUUCUGCAUCCCGGUCAUUCUUACGUAUUUAAACUAUAUAUACUCUGAGUCUGCUGUUUAGUUUUAAGUAUUCUCUACGAGAAAGUCAAGGUUCACUUUUGACAAACUCGAUUCAGCUACCUGGUAACUUGUGUCUGAUUAUGGCGCACUGCAUGAUGACGGACUGUUAACGGGUUUCUGUGCUAAUUUAUGGCCAGGUCAGACUGCAUUUCCGAUGUCCUCUAGUGGGGGUUCUCCAGGCCGCUUUAGGCGUGCCCGAAACGCAGCACCAUAUAACGAUGUGCCUCCAAGCUCAUUACAGAGAGGUAACGGCCUCUAUAGUUUGCAACAUGAAAGAUCGUCGAAUUUGUCUCUGAGCUUGGACCCUCUGCCUCCUCCUCCGCUCCCUGAAGAGCCUCCAAUUGGACCAGACACUAGUGAAAACGAAAACUGUGAAAAUCCAUCAGUUGACCUCAAACCUGUUCAUCGCUUUAUUCCUGACUCGUGGAAGAGCUUCUUUCGUGGGAGCAACAGAAGCAGCAAUAGCUCAGUGCCUAUAUCCAGUAAUUUGAACACCACUACAGAGGGCAUUAGGUGCUCUCCUCCUCAAUCUCCCUCAGACUCAUAUCAUUAUAAGUUUGAGGGCUCUGCAAGCAGCUACCAUUCCCGCACAGAGCGUGAGGCUAUGCUAGGAGAGCAUCCAGAUUUGAUGGAUGGUCGCACUGCACACACCACUCUGACCUACAGUGAAAGAGUUGAGGAAUACCACCAGAAAUAUGCCUAUAUGAAGUCCUGGCCAGGGCUGCUAAGAAUUCUUGGUUGCAUCGAGUUGCUUUUAGGAGCAGCCAUUUUUGCUUGCGUCUGUGCAUACAUUCACAAAGACAAUGAGUGGUAUAAUAUGUAUGGUUACUCACAGCCACAAAUGUAUGGUGGAUAUGGUGGUGUGAAUGGUAUGUACGGGGACACUUAUUACACUGGACCCAAGACACCUUUUGUCCUUGUUGUGGCAGGAUUGGCAUGGAUAGUGACCGUGAUUAUACUCGUGUUGGGCAUGACUAUGUACUACCAUGCUAUCCUUUUAGACUCAAACUGGUGGCCUCUUACCGAAUUUGUGAUCAACUUGGUUCUUGCAAUACUUUUCAUGUCUGCCAGUAUUGUGUAUGUAAGGGACACAACUCGAGGUGGACUGUGUUAUUACCCUGUUUUCAACACUGGCAUAAACGGAGCAUUCUGUCGUAUUGAAGCUGGACAAACAGCAGCUAUCAUUUUCCUCUUUGUGGGCAUGACAGUGUACCUGAUAGGAGCAAUUGUGUGCCUGAAAUUAUGGAGACACGAAGCUGCCCGCCGCUUUAGAGAGAAGUACGCCUAUGAGAUGCAUCCAGAAUUACCAGUGGCUCAGUCUAUGCCUGGGCUGAGGAUGCCUGAGCCUGUGCACAUCUCUGCUGCACCUGUCCAAACAGACAAUUCUGCGCCAUCCAAGACAAAAGUGGUUAAAGGACCUAUUCCACUUGGACACAUUCCCAAACCUGUUAUUGUGCCUGACUACCUAUCUAAAUACCCAGCAAUUCGAAGUGAUGAGGAACGGGACCAGUACAAAGCUGUCUUCAAUGACCAAUACUCUGAAUAUAAAGAGCUGCAUGCAGAGGUCCAUGCAGCACUGAAAAAGUUUAAUGACAUGGAUAGCAUUUUGCACAACUUGCCUCGAAACUUGUCCAGUCAGGAGGAAUCCGACCGCAUAAACCGAAUCCUUCAGGUAUAUCAGCAAAAGAAAAAUGAUCCUUCAUUUCUUGAGAAAAAGGAAAGAUGUGAAUACCUCAAAAACAAACUAUCUUACAUCAAACACCGCAUUCAAGAAUAUGAUAAGGUCAUGGCAUGGAAUUAUGGCUAUGAUCGUGUGUUUAAAUUUGUUCCGUCUUCAGAGAUCAAUUGUUUUCAAGUGUGUUGUAAAAAAAUGUCUUCCCAUCCGAAUGGGAGUCCACCUCCUUAUGAGUCUGAACAUGCAUACGACAUGGUUCCACAACCUGCAUACUCGUAUUAUGCAGAUGAUGAGAUUAAGCACUUCUAUCGCUGGAAUUCACCACCAGGCAUCAUAAAAAUCAUGGCAGCCAUUAGCAUCUUUCUGUGUGUUGGAGUUUUCGCGUGUGUGGCUUCCACUUUAGCCUGGGACACCUCUGGAAGUGUGACCGGCUUUUCUGGCGGCUAUGGCGGAGGCUAUGGUGGAGGCUAUGGCGGAGGCUAUGGUGGAAGCUAUGGUAGUGGCGGCACUUCCUUUGGUGGAGGUCUCGGUGGUGGAUCCUUUGGCUAUGGUAUUCUGGGCUCACAAAACGAUCCAAGACAAGCAAAGGGAUUUAUGAUUACAAUGGCCAUUGUUACCUUCAUAACACUGAUGACCAUUUUUAUUCUUAUGCUCUCCGAUAAGCAUUGGGCACAAAGCAGGAAGUUCUACCUGAUCAUUAUUAUCGUUACAGCCAUCCUGGCUCUAUUAAUGUUUGUUGCCACAAUAGUUUACUUGGUUGCGGUUAACCCCAUGGCUCAAGCCUCUGGAUCAGUGCAGUAUUACCAGGUACAGGCCCUCUGUGCCCAGUACCAGGGUCCUCAGUCAACAGAACUCAUGAUCAACCAGUACCUGUAUCACUACUGUGUGGUGGAUCCACAGGAGGCAGUUGCCAUUGUUUUUGGCUUUCUCAUCCUUGCUUGUCUUAUCAUCAUCAUGGCUUUUGCCAUCAUCACCCGAAAGAAAAUCAAUGCAUAUGGAAAACCAAACAUCUUGUGGCAUAGGGAGAAAUCUGAAGAUCCUAACUCUCCUCAGGAUGUAGAGGAUUGGGUAAAUAAUGUAUCUGGUGAUCCAGACCUUGUUAAUAGUGAGUUCCCUGAAAAGUUUGGAGGUUUGAGAGAACACCUGGAUGAAAACAGUACAAACUAUGGCAAACCCCCUGGCAGCCUUUUGGGUGUGGAGCAUGACAUUCCAGUGCAGAAUUCUGUUCCCUACUAUAGCAGUUCAGACAUGGACAGCUCAAUCAGCAAACCUAAAAAAAAACGUGCUGUACGCCCCCGGCACAACAAUGGUAAAGACUACGAGACUGAUUAUGCGUCCUCUGGAGAUGAACUUGAUGACGAGGACUUUUCCAGUGAAUUCCCCCCCAUUACUGAUGAUCAUGAAAGGGAGAAUUAUAAGAGUGUGUUUGACAGAGAUCACCUAGAGUACAAAAGUCUGCAGGCUGAGCUGGAUGAAAUUAACAAGCGGUUAGCUGAGGCUGAUCGUGAGCUGGACGAGCUUCAGGAGGGGACUCCACAGUAUCUGGAUGCCAUGGAUGAGUACAAUGCGCUGAAGGACAAAAAGCGGACCUCUGACUAUCGAAAGAAGAAGAAGAGAUGCAAGGACCUGAAGGCGAAGUUGAGCCACAUCAAAAGAAUGGUCAGUGAUUAUGAUGGCGCAAGAUAAAGGAUUUAGAGACUCUAAGAAGCCAGACUUGACUUCCUACAGCAUACAUCUGAUGUCUGUCUAAGCAUGAAGUAUGGUAUAAGAAAUUUUACCUGGUGGUAAACAAUUUACAGGAUAUGUCCAUUUUUUUACAUAAGCUUCUUUGGUCUCUGUUAUACUCAGUUCAACAGUGAAGAAUUUUAAUGAGCCGUGUAUCAGCUUUCGACAAACUGUACCAACCUACUUAUUUUAACUUAUUUUUUUGGGUAGAAUGUUUUCUUAUUGUCUUUUAGGCUUGCAUAUUCUGCUGUAUGUGUUUCAGGGGACUAUGUGUUGUUUUUAUAGUGUUGCAUGUAUUGCUUUUUUUUAAUUGUUUGUAUCUGUAAAUAACCAAAUACACUUCUGAUUUUACUUAUUUGUUUUAGAUAACACAUGAAUCUACUUUGUAUUUCACAAAGAAAUAAAUGCUUUUUGUCAUAGUAUAAUUUUAUGAAA
Molecule: messenger RNA, 3994 nt
Organism: Silurus meridionalis
Lineage: Eukaryota; Metazoa; Chordata; Actinopteri; Siluriformes; Siluridae
Product: MARVEL domain-containing protein 2-like
Exons: 17
Coding region: 314-3520 (1068 amino acids)
Biological process (GO): bicellular tight junction assembly
Cellular component (GO): apical plasma membrane; cytoplasmic vesicle; bicellular tight junction
Source: RefSeq, a predicted model, not a curated record